AUGGGAGACAAACUACAAUGGUCGAACGAGCAAGUAAAAUGUUUAUUAGAUACGUGUAUCGAAGAGGUCAACAGAAUUGGUAGAAAAGGAGGUAGCAUGCACAAGGAGUCUUGGGUUACGUUAGGGAAAGCUCUAAAAGAAAAGUUUGACAUGGAUACUUCACAAAAACAAUUGAAAAAUGCUUUUGAUAAUCUAAAAGAUAAAUACGUAGGGUGGAAAUAUUUGAGAAACAAGUCAUGGAAUUUAUACAAUGCUCAAACAAAUUCAUUUGCCUUGGUGAACACAGAAUGGGAAGAAUUCAAGAAGGGUCAUCCAAAGGCAGGAUCAUUGAGGACACACCCAUUGCCUUAUCCCAACCUUUGUGCAUCUUUGUUUGAUGGAAGUAGUGCCAGCGGUAGCAUCAAAUGGACCUCUACUCAAACUACACCCGCAGAUACAUCAUCUUCUUCUCAUCGUGUCCAAAGACUUCUGAUUGAUGACAACCCUUUUAAUGGCCUAGAAGAUGAUGAUGAUGAUGACGCUUCCAAUGACACUAGUGCUCGAGCUCCUAGUGAUAAAGCUCAUGGUGGUUCUACUGAGAGGCCUGAUAAAAGGAGUAAAACCACUGAUGCUUCUAUUGAGAGGCCUGAUAAAAGGAGUAAAACCACUAAUGCUUCUACUGAGAGGCCCGAUAAAAGGGCUAAAACCAGUGAUGCUUCUACUGAUAGGACCGAUAGGACCGAUAUGGAUAAAGCCUCUAAAAACUCUGUUAGUCUUGAUGAUUUGAGUCUUGAUAUGCAAAAAGCUCUGCAACAUAUGGUGAAUAGCAAGGAAGGACCAACAGUAGAAGAGUGUUAUGAGACGUUGAAGCUAGUUGAAUUAGACCCAAUGGAUCCUAUAUUUUUGGCAGCCUUUCACCUUUUUGGAAUGUCCAUGAAUAUGAGAGAGGCAUGGAUGACAUUUCCACCGAUACCUGGGGUCUUAAAAGGGUGGAUAAAGAUGAUUGGCACCACAUUAGGGAUGUUUAAGUACUCUUUAUGCUUAUGUUUUUUCUUUCAUUUUGAACAAUUAUGUGUUUCUUGA
Molecule: messenger RNA, 1062 nt
Organism: Lactuca saligna
Lineage: Eukaryota; Viridiplantae; Streptophyta; Magnoliopsida; Asterales; Asteraceae
Source: the annotation of a GenBank genome assembly